Impatiens glandulifera is the source of this 1597-nucleotide messenger RNA. Its product is annotated as heparan-alpha-glucosaminide N-acetyltransferase-like. The coding region runs from base 70 to 1548 and encodes 492 amino acids. Lineage: Eukaryota; Viridiplantae; Streptophyta; Magnoliopsida; Ericales; Balsaminaceae. The record is from RefSeq and is a predicted model, not a curated record. The transcript is spliced from 13 exons.
AAUGGCGAUGGCGGUGAACUUUAUCUUUUUAGUCAUUCAUUCCACUUCGCCAACUUCUCUAGUUCCACAAUGGAGAUUGAUGAUGAAGAUCAACGGUUACCUCUUCUACAAAGCUCACUGUCUUCUGUUCCUCUCGCAGAAUCGGAGCACGCCGUUGGUGGAGGAGACUCUAUAGCUCCCUCGAUGUCGUUGAUUGAGUGUUAUGAAUCUGAAUCUAGGUCAGUUGAAUCACAUCACCGGCUUGCAUCUCUUGAUGUCUUUCGAGGCCUCACCAUCGCUCUCAUGAUUUUAGUGGAUGAUGCUGGAGGAGCUUUCCCGAUAAUAAACCACGCUCCAUGGUUCGGUCUGACACUUGCGGACUUUGUUAUGCCAUUUUUUCUUUUUAGUGUUGGAAUUUCCAUCAGUUUGACAUUCAAGAAAACCUCCAGAAAACAAUUAGCUACGAGGAAAGCCUUUCUGAGAGCUAUUAAGCUUUUCUUGUUGGGCGUCUUAUUGCAAGGUGGUUAUUUCCAUGGGCGUGGGAAUUUAUCUUAUGGAGUUGAUGUUACCAAAAUUAGGUGGAUGGGUGUGCUACAGAGGAUUUCAAUGGGAUAUCUAGUGGCUUCGGCUUUCGAGAUUUGGCUAGUUCGAGAUAUAGCAGUUGAUUCAGCAGUAACAUUUGUGAAAAGACAUUAUAUUCAGUGGAUCUUCACCGUCUUGCUCAGCUUGGUUUACAUGUGCUUAGUUUAUGGCCUAUAUGUUCCAAGCUGGACUUUUCAAGCUCCAAAUGCAAACAACAGCUCUUCAGUUUUGAAAAAUAUAUCUGAUACACAAACUGUGCAAUGUGGAGUAAGGGGAAGUCUCGACCCUCCUUGUAAUGCGGUUGGCUUAGUUGAUAGAUUUUUUCUAGGUGUACAACAUCUUUACCAACAUCCAGUUUACAGAAGGACAAAGGAUUGCAGCAUCAAAUCUCCUGAUUAUGGACCUCUCCCACCAAAUUCACCAGCAUGGUGUCUUGCCCCAUUUGACCCCGAGGGCAUCUUAAGCUCUAUGAUGGCUUCCGUCACAUGCUUUGUUGGUGUGCAUUAUGGACACAUUGUUUUGCAUUUUAAGGGACAUAUGCAGAGGCUGUGUUUGUGGUCAAUUGGGUCCUUCCCUCUACUAAUCUUAGGCUUUACUUUGAAUGUAUUAGGUAUUCCAAUAUCUAAACCGCUCUACACACUGAGUUAUAUGUGCAUUACAGCUGGGGUAUCGGGUUUGUUGUUAACAGUUAUCUUUUACAUAGUUGACAUCAAACAUAUAACAAAACCCACAAGAGUGUUCCAGUGGAUGGGAAUGAAUGCUCUCAUCAUUUAUGCUUUAGCUGCAUGUGAAAUUUUCCCAGCUGCAGUGCAAGGUUUCUAUUGGCAUUCACCUGAAAACAACCUGGUUGAUGGGACAGAGAAGUUGUUGCAGGUUAUGCUUCAUUCAGAAAAGUGGGGUACCCUUAUAUUUGUACUGUUUGAGAUAUUAUUUUGGGGUCUUGUUGCUGGCGUCCUGCAUUUCAGGAGGAUAUACAUAAAACUAUAGAAUAAUAGUUAUAUAGUUUGUAAAUAUAUAAUAAAUAAAUAAGUAAUAA